This is a messenger RNA of Strongylocentrotus purpuratus (purple sea urchin), 1640 nucleotides long. Its product is annotated as xaa-Pro aminopeptidase 1. Gene Ontology annotation, molecular function: metalloaminopeptidase activity. The record is from RefSeq and is a predicted model, not a curated record. Lineage: Eukaryota; Metazoa; Echinodermata; Echinoidea; Camarodonta; Strongylocentrotidae.
GCACUAGCUGGUUGAUGAUUUUCCUGGGAGACUAAAGAACUUGAAAAGAUAUAGCAGCCAUGGCAAAAAAUACCACCUUGUUGCUUCAGAAGUUACGUGGCUUUAUGCAAAGCUCUCAGUAUGGCGGUCCAAUACAAGCCUAUAUCAUUCCGUCAUGUGAUUCUCAUCAAAAUGAGUACAUAGCCGAGUGUGACUGCAGGCGGCCAUUUAUAACCGGCUUCACUGGAUCCAGCGGCACCGCUAUUGUGACAGAAAUGAAAGCAGCAAUGUGGACUGAUGGAAGAUAUUUCCUCCAGGCGGCCAAACAAAUGGAUCAAAACUGGACACUCAUGAAAAUGGGUAUGCCCAAGACCCCAACUCAGGAAGAAUGGCUGACAGAGGUUUUGCCAGCAGGAUCUAAAGUUGGGGUUGAUCCCUUUCUUUUUAGAUGGGAAUCUUGGAAGACAUUUUCCAGCACACUAGAGGGCGCUGGUCACUCACUUGUACCCAUCCAAUCAAACCUUGUUGAUCUGGUCUGGGAUGCUGACAGGCCACUUCCACCACAGGCUCAGGUCAAAGUUCACAGUCUUCACUUCACAGGUCAAAGUUCAGCAGAGAAAGUGGCUCAGAUUAGAAGGAAGAUGGCGAAGGUUCGUGUCCAGAAUCUUAUCCUGACUGCCCUUGAUGAAAUAGCAUGGCUAUUUAAUCUACGAGGUUCAGAUAUUGUAUACAACCCCGUGUUCUUUGCUUAUGCAGUGCUUUCUCAGGAUAGUGUACAUCUGUUUGUAGAUGAGAGUAAGCUAGAACCUGGAGUACACAGCCAUAUCAACCAAGGAAUAGAAGUCACACUACAUGCAUAUGAUGACAUUCAAAAGUUCAUCUCAGACAUGCUUGCUGAAAAUGGAGCCAAGACCUGGAUCAGCGCCAACUCAAGUUAUGCACUAAUGAACCUCAUUCCAAAGCAACAUCAAUACAUUCACAACAGCCCAAUCUGGCAGAGCAAAGCAGUCAAGAAUGAUGUGGAAAUUGAGGGCAUGCGUCAAGCACAUAUACGAGAUGCUGUAGCCCUGUGUGAAUACUUCAAUUGGCUUGAACAUGAGAUUCCAAAAGGGUACCUCAAUGAAGUGACUGCUGCUGAUAAGCUUGAGAAUCUCAGAAGUGAGCAGGAAGAUUUUGUGUCACUGAGCUUUGAUACGAUCUCCUCCAUGGGUCCUAAUGGAGCAGUGAUCCACUAUAAACCUCAACUACCUACUGCUCUGACACUCAACACACAAGAGAUAUACCUGUGUGACUCAGGAGGACAGUACAGAGACGGAACAACUGAUGUUACAAGAACAUUUCACUUUGGAACACCUACUCAACAUCAGAAGGAAUGUUUCACAAGAGUUCUGAAGGGUGUUAUCUCCUUGGCAACGGCAGUCUUCCCAGAAGGAACACGAGGGGUUUUGCUAGACUCUUUUGCCAGACAGCAUCUAUGGGAGAUAGGCCUAGACUACAUGCAUGGCACAGGACAUGGGAUAGGAUCAUACCUCAAUGUCCACGAGCCCCCACACCUCAUCAGCUACAGGGUUGGGCCUGGCUCGGAGGCCCCGCUUGAAGCUGGCAUCUUCAUGUCAGAUGGUAAGCCUUUAAGGCUUUUUCUUCAUCUUUUCCUUCCAUGA